Molecule: messenger RNA, 4829 nt
Organism: Alligator sinensis (Chinese alligator)
Lineage: Eukaryota; Metazoa; Chordata; Crocodylia; Alligatoridae
Gene: NKPD1
Product: NTPase KAP family P-loop domain containing 1
Exons: 4
Coding region: 2763-4751 (662 amino acids)
Source: RefSeq, a predicted model, not a curated record
CCCGCGGGGAGACCCCAGGCCAGCUGGCAGAGGUGGCCCGGGGCCUGAUGCUGUGGCACGGGGCCGAUGGAGACAGAGCGAGGCCUAACCCAGCAGCACAGGGCCCUGCCGGGGCGUGGGGCUGGGAGAGGCAGCGCAGGGCCCAAUCCUGGCUCACAGGUCCGAUCCGGCCCAUGCCAUUCAUCCAGCCCCGUCCGCGCCUUCCCUCUCCGCUCUGCGUGUUAGUGGGGGGCAAAGCCCGGUGCCAAGAACGGACACAAAGACGAGACCAGCUUUAAGAAGCACAAUUUUGAGGCAUCCCUGGCGCCCAGGCCCAGCUCCGCCAUGCGGGCAGACAGCACCGGAGGGCGCGCGGGCGAAUGGCACCAGGAGCGGGUUCAGGUGACGCUUGGCUCCAGGCCAGGAGCGCGGCUCGGAGGUGACUCAGGCGCGGGGAGGCGGCGCCUCCCAUGUGCUCAGCCCCGUGGCUGCCACUCGCGCAGCCAGAAUUUCGACCUCAUCCCCAGCUAAUUACUGCCUUGGCGGAGGAUUCCUCUCCGAAGGGCCUGGGUGUGUGUCACAGCUUCCCAGAGGAAAGGCAAAGAAGGCGGGACAGGAAUUGGGGGACCAAAACUGGCACGAGACUGUGUAUAAAUUCAGAUGGGCACGGGGAGCAUGAGGACCCAAAUGUGUGAGCAGCGCGCAGAGGCCAAGGGGACGCUAAGACCACCACAUGCAGCCCGCACCAGCCCCAGCCCAGACAGCGCUGUCUAAGGUAGGUGCCCACGCGGCUACGCCGGGCUCGGUGCAACGGCAGGACCGUCUCCAGGGGCUUUGAUGGGUUACUCGCGGCUGCUGCGUUACUUCCCUGUGGGGAAGGAGGGGAUGAUGAGGCCCAGUCCACCGCGGUUUGUGAAGUGGUUUAAGGACCAAGGAGGGGAGCGUGAGACACGGACCCCGGUGCCAGCGAGGGGUUUUGUCGUCCGCGGGGGAUUCCCAUCCUCUGCCCUGACAAUGGCCAGCUCAGCUGUCCGGGACCACGGUCCUGGGAGCGGCGGUUCCGGGUAACGCUCCAGCCAAAGGCUCGGGCCGACGGCCUUCUUUGGCCCCGUUCAGCCCUCCGAAAAAUGUGUUUCAAGCUCCUCCCGGCUUGCACUGGCACAACAGGAAGCCGCCGGGGAGGUUUCAGGAUGCCGUGCCAAAUCACGCGCAGCGCGUGGGUGGAGGUGAUGAUCCUGGCUGCUUCCCACCGGGCAGGUUUGUCGAGAUCUAGGCGGCAGGAACCGGCCCCACUGGGUAUUUAAGCGUCUCACAAGCGCGGGGCCCGGCAGGCCGUGUCCACACGCCCCACGCUCCGGCCCUCCAGCACCUCCAGCCCUGCCCGACGUGCGGGGCUCGCUGGGUUCAGCGGAGACAGGCAGGAGAAGACGUGAAUGCCAAGCUUCAACGGCGGAGCGUCGGCAAGCCUCUGCAGCACCUUUGUCUGUCUCCGACUGGCUGCUUGGCUGCUGCCCAACCGCGGGGCCUUCUGCCAGCUCCCAACUUCCUCGGGCACCGGAGCUAGGGAUCAUCAACGUGUCGCUUCUGUGCCUCCAUCUUCCCUCUCGACCACACACUUCUGACGACUCCAGCAGCCCGUUAGCGCACAAACCCAGGACCACCCCUCGCGGAGGAGCGGUGGCUCCCGCGUCCCUCUGCCGUGAGUCUCUCCCGCUCGCUUUCCUACCCCCCAUUUCUGCAGCUCUUGUCACAAGUCGUUCAGGCGGUUUUACUUUUCUCUCGGGGACAGUUGUAGGGUCAGGGCUCCUCCACCAGCCCAGCCAGGCGCCAUCAGCCCCUCCUCGGGCCCGGCGCUGCAGCAUGGCAUCCAGCCGGACCAAAGUCCAGCCCUGAGACAGAGGUGAGAGACGAAAGCUCGGCUGGGUUCCUAAGAGGAAUAAAACAUAAAUGGGAUUAAUCAAACAUGGGUUUUGAUUAAAAAUCCCGGAAUACACGUGGACGCCGGCCCUCCCCAGGCAGUGGCGGAAGGAGAGAUGGGAAACAACGAGACACGCGGAAGCGGCGAGUCGAGACGGAACGGAAAGGCACGGGGCUGCAUUCUUGUUCCCUGACUCCAGGAGACUUUCCCUCUAUUGUGUCUAAAUCUCCUGGUUUUGGUGGUGCCCGGGGACAGCCGGUGCAACACGCCCAGCCUGCCCGGCCCUUGCUCUCCGCGCUGCUGGCUCCAGCCCUCGGCUUCCGGACGCAGCCUGCGCUGGAAUGAAACCAGGCCUGGUCUGGGAAACACGCCCACGAAGGUCGUGCAGCCCCAUCAGCCACGCGAGGGGGCCCCGCGCUGUCCAGCCUCACGCCUGGCAUUGCCGAAUCGAGCGGCCUGGAAAGACCUGCCCGAAGGUCGGACUCGCGGGGCGGGUUGCCUCCCCUCGUGGUUUCACUGUACUGUAAAGGGACCGACCUUCCUGAGCCCUCCAGGACACCCUGAAUUUCAGACCGGUGUCCCCAAGGCCUCCGGGACGCAGCACGUUUUUGCUCUGAAUUUCCAAGCCUGGUUCCAGAUCCGCAGGAACGCGGCCAGAAGACACCGCUGCCUCCACUUCCAGAGGCCUGCGGAGAGCCGGGCCGGGGCCUGGACCCUUUACGCUUGCGUCCGAGCAUCGUCUCCCCUGUGACAUCUGUGGGUCUGGCCCGGGGGGACGGGGAGCAGCAGUCACGUUGCUGCUUUUGCUACUCAGGCCGCAGCUUAUCUGGGCAACCCGGCCAGCGCCCCCGCGGCCCCAGCCAUCAUGCACUCCAGCAGCGAAGAAGCCGCCUACCUCAACCACCCAGAGGAGCCGCUCAGACCGGGAUCUCUGUACUCCAGGGGGGAGACCUAUGCCAUUGACCUGGAAGAUGGCAAAGCAGACGCCCUGACCGAGGACGACGUGUACUGCCGGUGCCUGUCCAAGACGCUGUGCUACACCUCCACGCCCGUCACCGUCGGCUUCUACGCACCCUGCGGCCAGCGCCUGCACUCCAUGCUGGACAAGAUCACAGCCUGCAUGAACGAGGAGAGCGCUCGGCGAGAGCAGGAGGAGCUGAGGAAAUCCAACCAGAAGCCACGGUCGGCUCACGGCUGGGACCUGAUCGUGCUGCUGUGGUACCUGAUCUUCUACCGGCCCGUGAUCACCGAGUACAACCUGCGGCGCAAGAACCUGCGCUCCAUCUUCAUACGCUUCAGCGCCUGGCAGUACGCCGGCAGCGACAAGCUGUGGGCAGGGCUGAUCACCACCCUCUGUGGCAGCAUCCGCAGCCACUUUGGCGCCCUGCCCUUGAGCUUCUACCAGGUGGUGGGGAGCAGGCCCCAGUUUGCCUCGGGCUUCAGCCAGAAGGAGUGGCACCUGAAGGGCCAGACGUGCAUGAAGCUGUGGGGCUUGCUCUUCUUCCUGGUGUCGGGGAUCAGCCUGUUCUCUGUGGCCGCCUUUGUCCCAGGGGUACGGGAAAGCAAGGUGCUGAAGGUGGCUGGCGGCUCCUUCGCCACGCUCUCCGGGUCCGGAGCCGUGCUGACCGCCUUCAACGUCAUUAAAAACAUAGUGGUCACCCAGAAGCACAGGAUUGAGAAGCUGACGGACAGCAACAAGUUCAGCAGCCACCUGGGCUUCAUGAGCAAGGUGAAGAGGGAAAUCGAGUCGCUCACCGGCUUCAUGAACUUCAUGGAGAUCUACGAGAGGCGGAGGCUGCGGAUCGUGAUGGAGAUCACCUGCUUGGACACGUGCUGCCCGGAGAGGAUCACCGGGGUCCUGAACGCCAUGAACACCCUGCUCUCGGACACCAACGCGCCCUUCAUCUUCAUCCUGGUGGUGGACCCCAGCGUGAUCGUGCCGUGCUUGGAGCAGACGUCCUGCAUGAAGGGCAUCGCGGACAACGGGUACCUCUUCCUGAACCGCACGGUGACCUUGCCAUUCUCCAUCCCGGUCAUGGGCAUCAAGUCCAAGCUGCAGUGCCUCCACAACGUCGUGCAGACGCGGGAAGACCUGAUGUACCAAAUCAUCACGCGCAACGUGGAAAGGGAAGUCAAGAAGGUGAGGUGGAGGGUGGAGCUGGCGGAGAGCGCCGAGCCCGCUGGCGAAAUGGACCAGAGCCAGCUCGACGCGCAGGCGGUGAGGUACAUCCACGAAGCCUUCCACUGCGUGCACGACGACUCGGACUGCCUCCAUCGCUACGUGCCCGACAGCAUCACCCAGAUGCGGCGGAUCGUCAACACCGUUCCCAUCACGCUGCGGCUCAUGAUGCACCGCAGCAUCACCCGGCACACCAUCGCGCCCAGGUCCGUCGCCGCCUGGGUGGUGCUGGCCAACCAGUGGCCGUGCCGCUUGAGCUGGGUGUUGCAGUGCAUCGAGGACAAGGAGCAGCUCCAGCCCACAGAGGACUUCAGGCGCCAGUCCCUGUGGAGCGUCUUCACAGAGCACUGCGCCGAGCUGUACGCCAUGCACAAGGACAUCAAGAACAUCCUGGACCUGGACGCCGACCCCGAGCUUUUCCAGAAGUUCCUCUCCAGCGAUUUCCCUUUCACCGUGCAGGAGGCCGACACCUUCCUGAGGAACACUGUCAACCUGGACCACUCCAUCAAGCACAAGCUGGCGCUCAUCCGCGCGCUGAACACCCUGAACGUGGCCGUCAAGGAGCCAGGCUUAGCUCGAGCCAGCUCCGUGUCCAGGGGCGUGCAGUGCUCUGCCGCCCACCUGCAGCAGGCGCGGGAGUCCACGCAGUCCCUGGACGCGACCCAGCAGCCUUAGGGCCUGGGCAGAACUCGCCUGUCCCGGGGACGCCCCCGGCUGCUGCCGGCUGCCCGCGCCUCCGCGGCGCCCAGCGCC